AGUCUCGAGCUCUCGCUGGCCUUCGGGUGUACGUGCUCCGGGAUCUUCAGCACCCGCGGCCGCCAUCGCCGUCGCUUGGCUUCUUCUGGACUCAUCUGCGCCACUUGUCCGCUUCACACUCCGCCGCCAUCAUGGUGAAGCUCGCGAAGGCAGGUAAAAAUCAAGGUGACCCCAAGAAAAUGGCUCCUCCUCCAAAGGAGGUAGAAGAAGAUAGUGAAGAUGAGGAAAUGUCAGAAGAUGAAGAAGAUGAUAGCAGUGGAGAAGAGGUCGUCAUACCUCAGAAGAAAGGCAAGAAGGCUGCUGCAACCUCAGCAAAGAAGGUGGUCGUUUCCCCAACAAAAAAGGUUGCAGUUGCCACACCAGCCAAGAAAGCAGCUGUCACUCCAGGCAAAAAGGCAGCAGCAACACCUGCCAAGAAGACAGUUACACCAGCCAAAGCAGUUACCACACCUGGCAAGAAGGGAGCCACACCAGGCAAAGCAUUGGUAGCAACUCCUGGUAAGAAGGGUGCUGCCAUCCCAGCCAAGGGGGCAAAGAAUGGCAAGAAUGCCAAGAAGGAAGACAGUGAUGAAGAGGAGGAUGAUGACAGUGAGGAGGAUGAGGAGGAUGACGAGGACGAGGAUGAGGAUGAAGAUGAAAUUGAACCAGCAGCGAUGAAAGCAGCAGCUGCUGCCCCUGCCUCAGAGGAUGAGGACGAUGAGGAUGACGAAGAUGAUGAGGAUGACGAUGACGAUGAGGAAGAUGACUCUGAAGAAGAAGCUAUGGAGACUACACCAGCCAAAGGAAAGAAAGCUGCAAAAGUUGUUCCUGUGAAAGCCAAGAACGUGGCUGAGGAUGAAGAUGAAGAAGAGGAUGAUGAGGACGAGGAUGACGACGACGACGAAGAUGAUGAAGAUGAUGAUGAUGAAGAUGAUGAGGAGGAGGAAGAAGAGGAGGAGGAAGAGCCUGUCAAAGAAGCACCUGGAAAACGAAAGAAGGAAAUGGCCAAACAGAAAGCAGCUCCUGAAGCCAAGAAACAGAAAGUGGAAGGCACAGAACCGACUACGGCUUUCAAUCUCUUUGUUGGAAACCUAAACUUUAACAAAUCUGCUCCUGAAUUAAAAACUGGUAUCAGCGAUGUUUUUGCUAAAAAUGAUCUUGCUGUUGUGGAUGUCAGAAUUGGUAUGACUAGGAAAUUUGGUUAUGUGGAUUUUGAAUCUGCUGAAGACCUGGAGAAAGCGUUGGAACUCACUGGUUUGAAAGUCUUUGGCAAUGAAAUUAAACUAGAGAAACCAAAAGGAAAAGACAGUAAGAAAGAGCGAGAUGCGAGAACACUUUUGGCUAAAAAUCUCCCUUACAAAGUCACUCAGGAUGAAUUGAAAGAAGUGUUUGAAGAUGCUGCGGAGAUCAGAUUAGUCAGCAAGGAUGGGAAAAGUAAAGGGAUUGCUUAUAUUGAAUUUAAGACAGAAGCUGAUGCAGAGAAAACCUUUGAAGAAAAGCAGGGAACAGAGAUCGAUGGGCGAUCUAUUUCCCUGUACUAUACUGGAGAGAAAGGUCAAAAUCAAGACUAUAGAGGUGGAAAGAAUAGCACUUGGAGUGGUGAAUCAAAAACUCUGGUUUUAAGCAACCUCUCCUACAGUGCAACAGAAGAAACUCUUCAGGAAGUAUUUGAGAAAGCAACUUUUAUCAAAGUACCCCAGAACCAAAAUGGCAAAUCUAAAGGGUAUGCAUUUAUAGAGUUUGCUUCAUUCGAAGACGCUAAAGAAGCUUUAAAUUCCUGUAAUAAAAGGGAAAUUGAGGGCAGAGCAAUCAGGCUGGAGUUGCAAGGACCCAGGGGAUCACCUAAUGCCAGAAGCCAGCCAUCCAAAACUCUGUUUGUCAAAGGCCUGUCUGAGGAUACCACUGAAGAGACAUUAAAGGAGUCAUUUGACGGCUCCGUUCGGGCAAGGAUAGUUACUGACCGGGAAACUGGGUCCUCCAAAGGGUUUGGUUUUGUAGACUUCAACAGUGAGGAGGAUGCCAAAGCUGCCAAGGAGGCCAUGGAAGACGGUGAAAUUGAUGGAAAUAAAGUUACCUUGGACUGGGCCAAACCUAAGGGUGAAGGUGGCUUCGGGGGUCGUGGUGGAGGCAGAGGCGGCUUUGGAGGACGAGGUGGUGGUAGAGGAGGCCGAGGAGGAUUUGGUGGCAGAGGCCGGGGAGGCUUUGGAGGGCGAGGAGGCUUCCGAGGAGGCAGAGGAGGAGGAGGUGACCACAAGCCACAAGGAAAGAAGACGAAGUUUGAAUAGCUUCUGUCCCUCUGCUUUCCCUUUUCCAUUUGAAAGAAAGGACUCUGGGGUUUUUACUGUUACCUGAUCAAUGACAGAGCCUUCUGAGGACAUUCCAAGACAGUAUACAGUCCUGUGGUCUCCUUGGAAAUCCGUCUAGUUAACAUUUCAAGGGCAAUACCGUGUUGGUUUUGACUGGAUAUUCAUAUAAACUUUUUAAAGAGUUGAGUGAUAGAGCUAACCCUUAUCUGUAAGUUUUGAAUUUAUAUUGUUUCAUCCCAUGUACAAAACCAUUUUUUCCUACAAAUAGUUUGGGUUUUGUUGUUGUUUCUUUUUUUUGUUUUGUUUUUGUUUUUUUUUUUUUUGCGUUCGUGGGGUUGUAAAAGAAAAGAAAGCAGAAUGUUUUAUCAUGGUUUUUGCUUCAGCGGCUUUAGGACAAAUUAAAAGUCAACUCUGGUGCCAGACGUGUUACUUCCUAAAGAGUGUUUCCCCUGGAAUGUCACUGGAGAGCAUGGCAAAGCCAGCUCUGCCACUUGCUUCACCCAUCCCAAUGGAAAUGGCUUAGUGCGUGUUUCCAGUAUCCCAGCCCUAACUAACUUGGUUGAAAUGCUGGUGAGGGGACCUGCUCCUGCAGCCCUGGUGCUGACUUGAAGGCUGCUGCAGCUUCUCCUACUUUUAGCAGGUCUGAGGAUUAUGUCCUGAAGACCACUCUGGAAAGAGGUGCAGGAACAGAUUAGUCAGGUUUCCUAGGACAAGGAAGAGCUUCAGGGAAGAGCAGUGGCUAACUCCUGUAAUCCCAACACUUGGGGAGGCCGAGGCAGGCAGAUCAACUGAGGUCAGGAGUUGAAGACCAGCCUGGCCAACAUGGUGAAAGCCCAUCUCUACUAAAAAUACAAAAAUUAGCUGGGCAUGGUGGUGUACUCCUGUAGUCCCAGCUACUCAGGAGGCUGAAGCGGGAGAGUCACGUGAACCCGGGAAGCAGAGUGAGCUGAGCACACACUACUAUACUCCAGGCUGGGUAACAAAGCGAGACUCCCAUCUCCCAAAAAGCAGUUCUGGAAUAGAACUCACGCUAGAUGGAUAGACCAGUGGACACUUUGGAACCUUGGGGCUGGGGAGGAAACUGCCCAUCCAGUAAACCCCCAAAAAGCCAUUUGUUCUGCACUACGUAUAUUGCUUAUUCUUUCUGGUCUUAAGUACUUGCCUCUCAACCUCCCUUUUUAGUAAAAGACAAGGCCACGUGAGAGGCGGGACUAUCAACAUUGUGAUGAAUUUACUUGAAACCCAGUGCCCAAAAUCAAUGUAGGUAGCCAAGUCCAAAAACCUGUUCUAGUCCAACUAGUGAAAUCAAACUGUGAUACUUGGAUAAGCUUAGAAGGAAACGUGAAGAAUACGUAGCUGCUUUGGGUUUACUCUGGUUCAGUUGGGCUGUUGAAAUCUUAACAUCCUUGGGCUUAUCACCUACUGCUUGUCAGCCCUGUUCCAUGUCCAGGGGAUGGGGGUGGUGACAAUCCAGUUCCAAGACCCUCAUGCUCUAGAGAGGAAGGUGGCCAGCCAGGGUUGUAACUACGAUGAAAAAGCAGUGGGAGGGUCUCCUAUGAGGCAAGCCUAAGGACAAAAAGGAAGGCCUUGCAGCCUGUAUUCUGGAUAAGGAAUUAAAAGCUCAGUUAAUUGAAGCCCA
Homo sapiens (human) is the source of this 3924-nucleotide messenger RNA. It is a transcript of the gene NUCLEOLIN, whose product is annotated as nucleolin multifunctional protein. The transcript is spliced from 14 exons. Gene Ontology annotation, biological process: regulation of RNA metabolic process; regulation of gene expression. The coding region runs from base 132 to 2264 and encodes 710 amino acids. NCBI's taxonomy places the organism in Eukaryota, Metazoa, Chordata, Mammalia, Primates, Hominidae. Gene Ontology annotation, cellular component: nucleoplasm; nucleolus; cornified envelope. Gene Ontology annotation, molecular function: PH domain binding; insulin receptor substrate binding; RNA binding. The record is from RefSeq and is marked reviewed.